Messenger RNA from Glycine soja, 1325 nucleotides. RefSeq names its product vesicle-associated membrane protein 722-like. Lineage: Eukaryota; Viridiplantae; Streptophyta; Magnoliopsida; Fabales; Fabaceae. Gene Ontology annotation, biological process: vesicle-mediated transport. The record is from RefSeq and is a predicted model, not a curated record. The coding region runs from base 223 to 888 and encodes 221 amino acids. The transcript is spliced from 5 exons. Gene Ontology annotation, cellular component: membrane.
AAUCAAAUACCCUUUCUACUUCUUCUUCAACGCUCUUUAGUACAGCGGAAGAACGAAGCCUCCUCGUUCUUCUUCUUCUGCGCUUUCUCUCUCCCUCUCUAGAACCGUAACCGUCGUUUCUUUCUUUCUCUCUCCUCAACCAGAGAUAAAGAGUCACCUUCUUAUUUUUCUGAAUCUCGCGGCGUUGUUCUUUCUGCUGCUGCGGCUGUGGUUCCGGCGGCGAUGGGACAGCAAUCGUUGAUCUACAGCUUCGUCGCUCGAGGCACCGUUAUCCUCGCGGAGUACACCGAGUUCACCGGAAACUUCACCGGCGUGGCGGCGCAGUGCCUCCAGAAACUCCCUUCCUCCAACAACAAGUUCACCUACAACUGCGAUGGCCACACCUUCAACUACCUCGUCGAUAACGGAUUCACUUACUGUGUGGUUGCCGUUGAGUCUGCUGGACGGCAGAUUCCAAUUGCUUUCCUUGAACGAAUCAAGGAGGAUUUUACCAAGAAAUAUGCUGGAGGAAAAGCAGCAACAGCGGCUGCUCAGAGCCUCAACAGAGAGUUUGGACCUAAGUUGAAGGAGCAGAUGCAGUACUGUGUUGAUCACCCAGAGGAAAUUAGCAAGCUUGCAAAAGUGAAGGCUCAGGUUUCAGAAGUCAAAGGAGUUAUGAUGGAAAAUAUUGAGAAGGUUCUUGACCGUGGGGAGAAAAUUGAGCUUUUGGUGGAUAAAACAGAGAACCUUCGCUCUCAGGCUCAAGAUUUCAGGCAGCAGGGAACCAAGAUUAGGAGAAAGAUGUGGUUCCAAAACAUGAAGAUAAAGCUAAUCGUUCUGGGUAUCAUAAUUGCCUUGAUUCUUAUUAUUGUUCUUUCCGUUUGUGGUGGCUUCAACUGUGGUAAAUGAUGAGUCUUUCCCACGUCCUGGCUUCAACUGUGGUAUUUGUCUCCUCACUUGAUAAGAUUGUUGCUAGCAGAUUGCCAUUGCCUCAACUGUCGACGUAGUGCUUUUGACUUACUUUUUGGGAUUUACAUUCUUCCGUCUUCUCCGAUGAUAGAUGUUAUAUGGCAUUGCUUGUAUAGUGUGAAUUGUUUAGUCUAUCAUCUUGUCUCCCAUAGCGUAAUGCUAAUCUGUCAUUCUCUAUAGUUUAGGUGGGAGUUUCAGCAUAUGGUUUGAGGAUUAUGUUUUUUAAGUAUGCUUACAUAUUAAGAAACCAACCAUUACGUAGUUGAGCUUUUUUAUUACCAACUUACCAUAUUUUUUGUUGGACUUGUGAUAAUCCGUGCGUUUGUGUGUGAACGUUUUAUCCAUCUUCGAGGCCUUGCUUAUGUUCUAAUUCUAAA